AUGACUGCGUCCCAGCUUCUCUCUGCUCUCCCCUUGGUGCUUCUCCUGUUUAACGAGGGCAGAGCCUGGACCUACCACGCCUCCGAGGAGCCCAUGACAUUCGACGCCGCCAGCGCGUACUGCCAGCAGAAGUACACCCACCUGGUGGCCAUUCAAAACCAGGAAGAGAUUAAAUACCUGAACGCCACGUUCAACUACUCGUCGAGCUACUACUGGAUCGGGAUCCGAAAGAUCAACGACCAGUGGGUCUGGAUCGGGACCCAGAAGGCUCUGACGGAGGAGGCCACCAACUGGGCCCCCGGGGAGCCGAACAACGGGCAGAGGAAUGAGGACUGCGUGGAGAUCUACAUCAGGCGGGACAAGGACUCGGGCAAGUGGAACGACGAGAGGUGCAGCAAGGAGAAGCUCGCCUUGUGCUACACAGCUGCCUGCACGCCCACAUCCUGCAGCGGCCACGGGGAGUGCGUGGAGACCGUCAACAACUACACUUGCCAGUGCCACCCCGGCUUCUCUGGGCCCCAGUGUGAGCAAGUUGUGACCUGUCCGGCCCAGGAAGACCCUGAGCAUGGAAGCCUGGUCUGCACCCACCCCUGGGGGAACUUCAGCUACGGCUCCUCCUGCACGGUGAGCUGCGUGGAAGGCUACCGGCCGAGCAGCUCCGCCGCCCCACAGUGCGCCGCCUCCGGGGAGUGGAGCACACCCUUCCCAGGGUGCACAGUGGUUGAGUGCGAUGCUUUGACGAGUCCCGCCCAUGGACUCGUGGACUGCGCCCCGAGCCCCGGGAGCUUGACGUGGAACACAAGCUGUGCCUUUGACUGUGUGGAGGGAUUUGAGCUGGUGGGGCCCCGGAGCCUCCAGUGCACCUCGUCUGGGACCUGGGACGGCGAGAAGCCCACGUGUGCAGCUGUGACGUGCGGUGCCAUCGGCGAUCUUCAGAAUGGCCUAGUGAACUGCAGCCACGCUCCUGCCGGGGACUUCACCUUCCGGCCGUCCUGCAGCUUCACCUGUGACGAAGGCUUCCUGCUGCAGGGGCCGGCGCGGGUUGAAUGCACUGCUCAAGGGCGGUGGACGCAGGAAGCGCCGGUCUGCGCAGCCUCCCAGUGCAAAGCCUUAUCCAGCCCCAAGAGAGGCCACGUGAACUGUGCUCCCAGUGCUUCUGGAAGUUUCCAAAUGGGGUCCAGCUGUGAGUUCUCCUGUCAGGAAGGAUUUGUGCUGAAAGGACCCACAAUUCUCCACUGUGGCCUCACGGGGGAGUGGGACAGUGAGGAGCCCACGUGCGAAGCUGUGAAAUGCGACUCGGUCCGAGAGCUGCAGAGCGGCUGGGUGAGCUGUAGCCACGCCCCGGCUGGACAUUUCACCUACGGGACGUCCUGUGCCUUCAGCUGUUGGGAAGGUUUCGAACUACAAGGAUCGGCUCAGCUGGAGUGCACAUCCCAGGGAGAGUGGACACAGGAGGUCCCCUCCUGCCAAGGGGUGCGAUGUCCGAGCCUGGCCGUUCCUGGCAAGGUGAACAUGACCUGCCGCGGGGAGCCGCUGGUCGGCGCUGUGUGCGCGUUUGCGUGCCCCGACGGGUGGACGCUCAACGGCUCCGCGGCUCUGACGUGCGGCGCCACGGGAAACUGGUCUGCGACGCCGCCUACCUGUGAAGCUCCCGCCCCGUCCACCAUGCCCUUGGCAGUGGGACUCUCGGCGGCUGGCACCUCGUUCCUGACACUAGCGUCGUUUCUCCUCUGGCUUGUGAAACGCCUUCGGAACAAAGCAAAGAAAUUCGUCCCUGCCAGCAGCUGCCAAAGCCUGGAGUCGAACGGGUCCUACCAAGUGCCCGCUGAGUCACUUUAA
Messenger RNA from Pteronotus mesoamericanus, 1839 nucleotides. RefSeq names its product selectin E (gene SELE). The coding region runs from base 1 to 1839 and encodes 612 amino acids. Gene Ontology annotation, cellular component: membrane. The record is from RefSeq and is a predicted model, not a curated record. NCBI's taxonomy places the organism in Eukaryota, Metazoa, Chordata, Mammalia, Chiroptera, Mormoopidae. Gene Ontology annotation, biological process: cell adhesion. The transcript is spliced from 12 exons.